AGAGCAGCCACACGGCCAGAGAGCGGCUCCCGCGGAUGUUAACCCCGGAGAAAACCAAGACAUGCAUUCGUUAGGCAGGUCGUGGCUGCUGCUUACAGGCUUCAUACUCUUUUAUGUCAUCUACCUGCUGUUCGGAGCCCUGAUGUUCUCCAGCAUCGAGCGGCCGGUGGAGGACAAGUUGCGACAAGAAAUGGAAGUCCUGAAGCAGGAGUUCCUGAACCAGAGCUGCGUCAACUCCACGUCGCUCGAACGCUUUCUGGUCAAAGUGCUGACGGCCAACAAGUACGGCGUGUCCGUCCUCGCGAACAACUCCGCCACCUCCAACUGGGACCUCACAUCCUCCAUGUUCUUCGCCAACACUCUGGUCACCACUGUCGGGUAUGGCCAAACCACUCCGCUGUCUGACACGGGGAAAGCUUUCUCCAUCCUCUACGCCUUGAUAGGAGUCCCUUUCACUAUGCUGGUGCUCACCGCCUGCGUCCAGAGGAUCAUGUGUCCUCUGGUCCUUUCUCCCGUCAGCCUCCUGCAGCGGUCUGGCAUGGAGCCUCGGCCGGCCACGUUUCUCCACUUCCUGUUGCUGCUGCUUCUGGUGGUGUUGUGCUUCUUCGUGGUGCCGGCGGCCGUGUUCAGCUCAGUGGAGUUGUCCUGGUCGUUCUUGGAUGGCAUCUACUUCUGUUUCAUCUCGCUGUGCACCAUCGGACUGGGAGACUUCGUUCCGGGGACGCAGCCUGGGCAGAAGUACAGGCAGCUGUACCAGGUCACCGUCAUGGUCUACCUGUUCCUGGGUCUGAUGAUGAUGUACCUCCUCUUGCGCACCUUCCACAAAAUGGCCGACCUGCACGGCCUGACCACCUUCCUGCAGCUGCCGCGCUGUGACGAGUCGGACCUGGAGGACGACAGGGAGCCCAUCAUCGAGGGCAAACCCGAAGAUCAGGCGCCCCCUUACCAGACAGAAAAAGAGGCCAACAAGCACCUGAAGCCGGGAUCACAUCCCGUUUACAACACCAUCAACUCAGGCUGAGCUGGGGGGGGGCGGAGAAAAGAAGCAGCAGCUCUACCUCUGGCACUCACACUGCUGGGCUGAAUCUGAAUUCUUGUCCUAAGUUUUUACUUCCCGUCUUCUUUAGUCUCUUUGUUGAACGCAUCCAGAGGCGGGAGCAUCAUUUAAUGAGGAAUUGAGAUGAGUUUUAAGAUUCAGCCUCUUGUGUGAGGACCGCCAAUAAGUUUGAGAGUGGUUACUACACACUGCUUUCUGCACAUGUGUGAAAGGUCUAUCCUGCCAUGACUACGGCAACCCGCCUGAGCUAAAAAUGUCAUAACCGAUAACGCUGUGUUUGCCGUACUUGGCUGCUGAGUUUAUGGCCUCGGGAUAACACGUGAAGGGCUUGAUGUAAAAACGUUUAAUACUUGGUUGGUUUUUAGAUCACUUUUGUCUUGCAUGCAUUUUGGUCAUGUUGCUUUAUGUGUCACCGGUCUGGGUUACUACUUAAGGAUUAAAUACAAUUUUAUUUGAUUAUAAUAAUUCAAUGUUGGUGCCUAAAACAAUCGAGGAUGCACUUGCCAACUUUGAAUUUGUUUUUAUUUGGGUGCAUAGUUCCGCUACUUCACUUUAUAUUUCACACGUGCAUAAACCUCAUUAACCAAACCUCCUCCAAACUAUUGACCAGACUAUCCAAUCAUAUUUAAAGACCGGAUUGACCUCCACUCCCUUCUGCACCACUUGAAUGCAUCCACGUAUGUGUGACUUAUCACAACUGCAGUGAAACAACAUGUGAAACUGACAUUUUAGAUUACUUCCUCAAUAAAGGUCAAAUGUCCACCUACGCCGAGCAUUUAAAACACUGGGGACGUUUACUGCAACGUGUUUAAUCAGAUUUCCUGUGUGACAGUUUUGACUUUGCUGUGUCUGGGUCAGUGUUGAAGAGCACAGAAACCACAGAGGAGCACUGUUUGCUUCAGGACACGGGCUGUUCCCCUUUCAUGGUGCUGCCCCCUUGUGUCUACAUGUACGUAGCAAAGCAUGUUACUACAGCCUCAGAGGACAGACUGUAAAAAGCUCCGGGGCAGUAAUAGAUAGGUUUAAAGGGUUGGAAUAGAGGGAUAUGGAGGAAAAGAAAAA
Messenger RNA from Etheostoma cragini (Arkansas darter), 2119 nucleotides. RefSeq names its product potassium channel, subfamily K, member 6 (gene kcnk6). NCBI's taxonomy places the organism in Eukaryota, Metazoa, Chordata, Actinopteri, Perciformes, Percidae. Gene Ontology annotation, molecular function: potassium ion leak channel activity. Gene Ontology annotation, cellular component: membrane. The transcript has 3 exons. Bases 62 to 1021 code for a protein of 319 amino acids. The record is from RefSeq and is a predicted model, not a curated record. Gene Ontology annotation, biological process: stabilization of membrane potential; potassium ion transmembrane transport.